AUGGAUGAAGAUGAGAAGGACAGGGCAAAGAGGGCAUCACGCAACAAAUCUGAGAAGAAGAGGAGAGACCAGUUCAAUGUCCUCAUUAAAGAGCUUUGCACGAUGCUGCAGGGCCACGGCCAUCCUCUCAAGAUGGACAAGUCCACAAUACUGCAGAGGACCAUCGACUUCCUACAGAAACAGAAAGAAAUCACAGCACAGACAGAAGCCUGUGAGAUUAGACAAGACUGGAAGCCUUCAUUUCUUAGCAACGAGGAGUUCACCCAGUUGAUGUUAGAGGCACUAGAUGGCUUUCUCAUUGCUCUUACCACUGAUGGGAUUAUUAUUUAUGUGUCUGAUAGUGUUUCAUCUCUGCUCGGACACUUACCGUCAGAUUUGGUGGACCAAAAUAUAUUAAACUUUCUGCCUGAGCGGGAGCAGAGCGAAGUGUACAAGCUUCUUUCUCCGCAUGUACUCAUGACAGAUCCUGUUGCAGCUGAUUUUCUAAAUGCAGAAAAACAAAUAGAGUUUUGCUGCCAUUUAGCAAGAGGCAGCUUAGAUCCCAAUGAACCCCUGAUGUAUGAAUAUGUGAAAUUUGUAGUGGAUUUUAAAUAUUUUACUCAUGUGCCUACACCCUCCUGUAAUGGCUUUGAGUCAGCUAUUGCACGAGCUUUCAGGUCAGCCACAGAGGAGCAGAUUUGCCUCGUAGCAACUGUUCGUCUUGUCACACCACAGUUCUUAAAGGAGCUCUGCAAUGUUGAAGAGCCGUGUGAAGAAUUUACGUCGAGGCAUAGUUUAGAAUGGAAGUUUUUAUUCUUGGACCACAGGGCUCCACCUAUUAUAGGGUAUUUACCCUUUGAGGUUCUGGGAACGUCAGGGUAUGAUUACUACCAUGCAGAUGACCUGGAGCUUCUUGCUAGGUGCCACGAACACUUGAUGCAGUUUGGAAAAGGAAAGUCCUGUUACUAUCGGUUCCUGACCAAAGGCCAGCAGUGGAUAUGGCUGCAGACACACUACUACAUCACCUACCAUCAGUGGAAUUCGAAGCCUGAGUUCAUCGUUUGCACUCACCUGGUAGUUAGUUAUGCAGAAGUUAGAGCUGAGAGAAGACGAGAUCUUGGCCUUGAAGAGUCAUCAAUUGAACUGGCAUCCUCUUCUCUAAAGAGCCACGGCAGCUACCUGGACGUGGGGCAGUGCGGCAGCAGCCAGGAUGCCAGCCGGGAGGGAGUGUCGCUGUCAUCCCACAGCUCCCGGCACUCCUCGCACACUGCCCUCUCCGACUCCACGUCCACAUCUUCCAUGCGACUCACGGACACCAGCACUCCCACCCGGCCGUCGGGUCAGGCAGAGAAGGCAGCCCUGCGUCUAAUAUCAGUCAGAAGUGCUCAGGUCGUGUACCAUUUCCCAACCCAGCUGGGGAUGAUGCAUCAGCUGAAGGAGCAGCUGGAGGAGAGGACUCGUGUACUGCAAGCUGACAUCAAGACACAGCAGGAAGAGCUCCAUGUCAUCAAGGAGCAGCUCCAGCUAGUGCAGGACUCCAACCUGCAGAUGCUGAUGCAGCAGCCGAUCCCUGUCGUCUUUAACAACGUGCAGCACCCGAGCCCCCGGAGGCCACCACCGCAGGGGACGCCCAGGCAGACCACAGCCAAGAAGUCACAACAGUCAGGCCUUAUGGGGACGAAGCACUACUGCAGCACCCACCUGCCAUCACCACGCCAGUUCCUCAGGGACCCCUGCAGCACAGCCACCCAGGCACACCCCAUUACAGUGGCUGCACAGAUGCCAACUGACAGCAGCGAAAGGCAGCCACAGUCCGACUACAGCCAGGACAGGAGCCUCAGGAUGCUGUUGGAUCAGUCCAUCCAAGCUAUGAUGCCUGCAGCCAACAGCAAUGGCCAGCCCUUGCAGAGCAGUGCCAGCAGGCAGCAAGGAAAAUUCGUGGUGGAGCAGCAGACCUUGCCUCCCCCAAUACAGGUGCAACCAGUUACCUGUAGCACCGUCCGACCUCCAGCCCCAUCGCCCAUUUUCUCCCCAUCUCUGAUGAUCCCCCACACCAGCUUCACGUCCCACCAGCGUCUCUACCUGCAGAUGCAAGGUCCUGAGCUGGUGCCUGGGGGUCCAACGCAGCGCAUUUUCCAACCACCUCACACCCCACAGCAGAACCCCCUGAGCUACUUCCUGCACCCACAGCAGCAGAGCCAUCACGUGCAGGGCCAGCCCUGCAACCUGCCCGACCUGCCCGAGAUGCAGCUGCCCUGA
Molecule: messenger RNA, 2238 nt
Organism: Acanthisitta chloris (rifleman)
Lineage: Eukaryota; Metazoa; Chordata; Aves; Passeriformes; Acanthisittidae
Product: neuronal PAS domain-containing protein 2-like
Exons: 20
Coding region: 1-2238 (745 amino acids)
Biological process (GO): circadian regulation of gene expression; regulation of transcription by RNA polymerase II
Cellular component (GO): CLOCK-BMAL transcription complex; nucleus; cytoplasm
Molecular function (GO): DNA-binding transcription factor activity, RNA polymerase II-specific; RNA polymerase II cis-regulatory region sequence-specific DNA binding; protein dimerization activity
Source: RefSeq, a predicted model, not a curated record